AUGGGGAAGGAUGAUAAUAAGAAGGAAGAAGACAGUGAAGUGUACGAGGCAGCCAUGACUCUUUAUAUGAUGAGUAAGAGCAAUGAAGGAUCAGUUACGCGAUUUCUUCCAACAAGUCGUCUCACAACAUUCCCGCAGGGCGUAACGUUAUUUAAGAAGCCCAAAAAGAAAAGGCAUUACAUCAACGACAACGUCCACAAUAACAAUAACGUCAACGUUGACGAAGAACGACAACCAUCUUCAUCAAGAAACAAACAAGUCAACCAAGAAGCUCCUCCUGAUCCACCCAACAACAACAAUGACGGCGAAGAGCGUCGGGGGAUGCCACCGGUGCCGGCGAUCAGGGACGUGAUCGGGCAGUGCAGCCGGGCGUACGAGAAGAGGCUGACGGUAAGCGACGUGGCGGAGGCGCAAGGGCGGCUGGCGAUUGGGAAGGAAUUCGUGACCAAAUAUUUGGCUCCAAUGUUUAACAACAAGGAUGAGAAUGAGAAUCUGAGAGAGGGAAUUGAAGUGACGGUUUAUAACAGAGAAGGGAGAGAAUUCGGUAUGACGUUUAAGAUUUGGGCUUCAAAAUUGUACGUGCUCAUGAAAGGGUGGAAGCCGUUCUGCAAAGCCAAUAAUUUGACGCACGCCCACGCCGGAGAGUUCCUCACUUUAUGGAUGUUUCGCCAUCGUCGCACCCACGGCCUCUGUUUUGCCAUUAUUCUGGGAACACCCAUGAACCACCCGCCCUGAUGGGCCUCCGUUAUUCACCAUCACGGCCCAUUAUUCCACGGCCCAUUCAAAACCUUUUCUUUCUUUUUUAUUUUUUGGCUUUCUGCAAAGGAAACCUACACCGCUUU
Momordica charantia (bitter melon) is the source of this 842-nucleotide messenger RNA. RefSeq lists its product as uncharacterized. Lineage: Eukaryota; Viridiplantae; Streptophyta; Magnoliopsida; Cucurbitales; Cucurbitaceae. The record is from RefSeq and is a predicted model, not a curated record. Gene Ontology annotation, molecular function: DNA binding.